Otolemur garnettii (small-eared galago) is the source of this 1971-nucleotide messenger RNA. RefSeq names its product chromosome unknown C17orf62 homolog (gene CUNH17orf62). The coding region runs from base 309 to 872 and encodes 187 amino acids. Lineage: Eukaryota; Metazoa; Chordata; Mammalia; Primates; Galagidae. The record is from RefSeq and is a predicted model, not a curated record. The transcript has 7 exons.
GCCCGUCCCUGUCCCGGAAGUUUGCCCCGCCUGAUGUCUGUGGUUUGGUGUCCCUCCGCUUUGGCUCAGGCUAGUCUUUGGUAGGCGGCAGCGGCAGCGGCAGCGGAGUGGAUUCCGCUCUUCUCUCUUCCCGUGCCGUUCCCCUUGACCCUCCCGCAGGCAGCGGUGACCACGCGCGGGGUACCUGCCAGGAACCAGGCGUCGGGCGGGCCUAGCUGCCGCGUGGCCGCCGGGGGCUCAGUGGCCGCAGAGGCGCAGAGGUGCACGACCUGGUCUCGUGCAGAGAGUGUUGUCUGCACAUCCCAGGGAUGUACAUGCAAGUGGAGACACGCACCAGCUCCUGCCUCCAUCUGAAGAGGGCUCCCAGCAUCCGGUCCUGGUCCCUGCUGGUUGGAAUCCUGUCGAUUGGCCUGGCUGCGGCCUACUAUAGUGGAGACAGUCUGGGCUGGAAGCUUUUUUACGUCACAGGCUGCCUGUUUGUGGCUGUACAGAACUUGGAAGACUGGGAGGAAGCCAUCUUCAACAAGAACACUGGGAAAGUCAUUCUGAAGACGUUCAGCCUCUACAAGAAGCUGCUGACUCUGUUCAGAGCAGGCCAUGACCAAGUGGUGGUCCUACUGAGCGACAUCCAAGAUGUGAAUGUGGAGGAGGAGAAGGUCCGCUACUUUGGAAGGGGCUACUCGGUGGUGCUGCGGUUUGCAACAGGCUUCUCCCACCCCCUUACCCAGAGCGCAGUCAUGGGCCGCCGCAGUGACGUAGAAGCCGUCGCCAAGCUCGUCACCAGCUUCCUGGAGCUGCAGCACCUAGAGAGCCCUGCAGAGCCUUCCCAGAGCAGCAGCAGUGAGGCCAGUGGCCCUGGGAACCAGAGCUGAUGACACCUCCAGCCAAGUCUAUCUCCUGCCCCUCAAGCCAUGGUUUCUGCUCUCUGUAUUAUACUACAGUCUGGAGUUUCACCGAGAGUCAGGAAGGGCUGGGUAGGGUGUCUGUCAGAAGAUCCAAGAGGGGGGUGCUGUGUCCAGGGGAAGGUUUGACCAUGGCCUGUAAAUGAGUGCCCCUGGAAGAGACAGUGGCUCAGCUAGAGCAGUUCAGGGUGUGAGGGUUACAGGUGAUAGGCCCUGCUCUGGACAGACCUACCUGCAACCUGUGAAACAAAAAGGAUGCCCAGCUUUAUGUGAUCUAGGGCCUAGGCCUGGCCUUCCCAAAGCCAGAGGCUUUGCCAGCCCUGGGUUUCUGCAGUUUAGCCCACAGGGAGCCUUCUGAGUGCAUGUGAGAGACCAGCUCGGGGACAAACUCCUGUGGGUGCUGACAGGGUAUAUAUUGUGCCCCCACAGUACUACAGGCUCUGAGGAUUCCACCCCCCUUGUUGACAGAGACUGUGGGACACAGACUGCCCUGCCCAGGCUGUCAUUGCAGAAGGGUUCCUCCACUGUCCACCCUCAGACUGGGCAGAAGUUGCUAGUUGAGAAGAAAUGAAUUCUAAUAUCCUGAAACACUUAAAAACUGAGACACCUCUGCAGAAAUGGGGUUCCAGACCCUCAAACUCUGGGAAGACCUCCAGGAGGGGCUGGCUUCCAGCUGUGCCACCCCCAGGCCUCCAUGCCUGGGCUCUUUGGCCAGCCCCCUCUUGGCUGCCCCCCUGUGAAGGGCAAGGCUGCACCCCUCUGCCCAGGACAGGACCUUCCCUGGCAAGGACUGCCAGCCUGCCUGCCUCUAGUUGGGUACAUGACCCACACAGAGUUCAAUUUAAAAUGCAGUAAGUGGUAUUGCUCUGUUCCUCCCCAGGGGCUGUGAGGAGGAGGGUGCUGCUUGCCUGGUGCUUUCUGUGCUGCCCCUGGGUGAGGGCUGGUGUGAAGGCAGGUCCUGACACUUGUAAAGCAGAUAAUGAAAAGUUGGUCUCACUCCCAUUAGAGCAACCUCUGGCCUCCACACUGCUGUUUAUUCUAAAGAAUAAAGUUCUACAUGCAGAUCAUA